This is a messenger RNA of Medicago truncatula (barrel medic), 1479 nucleotides long. Its product is annotated as phytosulfokine receptor 2. Lineage: Eukaryota; Viridiplantae; Streptophyta; Magnoliopsida; Fabales; Fabaceae. The transcript has a single exon. Bases 188 to 1339 code for a protein of 383 amino acids. Gene Ontology annotation, biological process: protein phosphorylation. The record is from RefSeq and is a predicted model, not a curated record. Gene Ontology annotation, molecular function: ATP binding; protein kinase activity.
UUUGAAUGAUUAAGUCCAGAGAAGCAAACAAAAACCAUUGACUGGUCUAGUCAACUCUCUUACAAACAACACUUUCCACGAAACCCUUUUAUUCCUUCCACUCAACUUACAUACACCAUUCAUUCCAUCUUUUCCCCCCUUCUCUCUCAAAUCUCAAUAAAUUUACUCUCUUUCUCUCUUGCCUUGCAUGGAUCACGCUGCCCUAGCCGUCCUCGCCGCCAUCGCCAGUUUUUUCGUCGUCACAGUCAUACUCGCCGCCAUCAUCCUCAUCUGCCAACACCGCAAAACCACCCAAACCCGCCGUAACAACCAGAUCCGAACCCGACCACUUCGUAACCCAAAUCAUUACCCAACCAGCUCCUCCUCCCUCCCCGUCGAUGCCAGCUGGUCAUGGGAUCCAAAUCUCAAAAUCUCCAUGGAAGAACUCUCACGCGCUACAAAAAAUUUCUCCAACACCCUCAUCGUCGGCGAUGGUAGCUUCGGCUAUGUUUACAAAGCUAGUCUCUCCACCGGCGCUACCGUCGCCGUCAAAAAACUCUCCCCUGACGCUUUUCAAGGCUUCCGUGAAUUCGCAGCGGAGAUGGAAACGCUAAGCAAACUCCGCCACCACAACAUCGUGAAAAUCCUCGGUUAUUGGGCUUCUGGAGCUGAACGGUUACUCGUUUACGAGUUCAUUGAAAAAGGAAACCUCGAUCAAUGGCUUCAUGAAUCAUCUCCAACCUCUUCUUCCACUCACCAAAACGAUGAGGUUUCUAUUUCAAUCGAUUUUAUUCGUUCUCCUUUGCCAUGGGAAACACGUGUCAAAAUCAUACGUGGUGUUGCUCAUGGGCUUUGUUAUUUACAUGGGCUUGAAAAGCCCAUUAUUCAUCGAGAUAUCAAGGCCAGUAAUGUUUUGUUGGACUCUGAGUUUGAGGCCCAUAUAGCUGAUUUCGGACUCGCACGUAGGAUGGAUAAAUCACAUUCGCAUGUGUCAACGCAGGUGGCGGGUACUAUAGGUUACAUGCCACCUGAGUAUCGAGAUGGGUCUAAUGUAGCAAACCCGAAAGUGGAUGUGUAUAGUUUCGGAGUGUUGAUGAUUGAAACCGUGUCGGGCCAUAGGCCCAAUUUGGCUGUGAAAUUGGAAGGAAAUGAUAUUGGGCUUGUUAAUUGGGCCAGGAAGAUGAAGGAAAGGAACACUGAACUAGAGAUGUUGGAUGGAAAUAUUCCAAGAGAAGAAGGGUUGAAGGAGGAGAGUGUUAGGGAGUAUGUACGUAUUGCUUGCAUGUGUACUGGUGAGUUACAGAAAGAUAGACCUGAAAUGCCAGAGGUUGUCAAAUUAUUAGACUCAAUGCCCUUGUGAAGAAGCAUGUUUUAUUGAGUUUAGAAUUGAGAAUUGAUCAUCACGUUCAUGUAAAUAGAAACAUUCAAAUGAAAUACUGUUGGUUGAUUGAUGUAUUUAAAUUGUAUUAUUGCUAUAAAAUUAAGGCUUAUUUGAUCCAA